CUCUCCAGGCAAGUGGGUUCCCCUGGGCCGCUCUGCGUAAUCCUCCGGCGCGGGAGGCGCAGCCAACCUCUCCAAGCGGCCGGCCCCGGUGCGCAGCCGCGCGCGCGCUCUCCCCGGCCCCAGAGCGGCGGCGGCGGCGGCGGCAAGGAGGCUUUGGCCGGGCGGCGGCUGGAGGCCGCGAUGCAUCUGCACCAGGUGCUCACCGGGGCCGUCAACCCGGGCGACAACUGCUACUCGGUGGGCAGCGUCGAGGACACCCCCUUCACGGCAUACGGCUCUGGAUGCGAUAUUGUUAUUUUGGCGCAUGACUUCGAAUGCGUGCAAAUUAUUCCUGGUGCUAAGCAUGGAAACAUCCAAGUUAGCUGUGUGGAGUGUUCCCAACACCGAGGAAGGAUUGCAGCCUCUUACGGAAACGCCGUGUGCAUCUUCGAGCCCCUGGGUAUAAAUUCCCACAAGAGAAAUUGUCAAUUGAAAUGUCAGUGGUUGAAAACGGGGCAGUUUUUCCUCAGUUCGAUGACCUUCAAUUUAGCAUGGGACCCCCAAGGUAACCGGCUGCUGACGGCAACAGAUUGCUUGCAGUUAUGGGCCCCUCCGUCGAGCGAUAUCCUUGAAGAGGAGGAGGAGGAAGAAGAAGAAGGUGUGGUCAAAGAAGAUAAAAUUCAUCCCGUUCUGAGCGACUGGAAAUGUGUCUGGCAGUGCAGGACGGCGGUGUCCGUGCAUCUGAUGGAAUGGUCACCCGACGGCGAGUAUUUUGCAACAGCUGGGAAGGACGAUUGUCUCUUAAAAGUCUGGUAUCCAAUGACCGGCUGGAAGUCGUCUCUCCUGCCUCAAGACGGGGAAGAGCCAAGGAAGAUCUCUGCACCGGUUCACUUUGCCUUUGUGUACUUGGCUCAUCCUCGAGCCGUGACUGGGUUUUCGUGGCGGAACACCAGCAAGUUUAUGCCCAGGGGCUCGGUUUGCAAUGUGUUGCUCACUUCAUGCCUCGACGGUAUUUGCCGGCUGUGGGCGGAGACUUUGUUACCAGAAGACAGUCUUUUAGGGGAGCAGAUCUGUGAGACAAGCACGUCCAGUAUUAGCACCAGCACGAGCCUCUCUCAUUCUGGGAGGCACAAAGACAACAUUCGACAUGCUUUGGAGACCAUCCACCACUUGAAAAACAUGAGAAAGGGGCAGCGAAGGUCUUCUGUCCUCAUUACGCACACGGAGGAUUUGGCCAACCAGCUGGGGACGCACGAAGUCCAGCGAUACAUUUCGCAUCACGCAAACGCCCUCUGUCAUUUCCACAUUGCUGCAAGCAUUAAUCCGGCUACAGACAUUCCGCCAGCUUUGGUCAAGACAGCUUUCAGUGUAGAUGAGGGAAAUGAAGGUUUUGUGGUUCACUGGCUGAAUAAUAAAGAGUUCCAUUUUACGUCCUGCAUCGAGAUAUUUAUGCAACACCUUCGGCAACUGACCGACGAACAGAUGAGAAAAGAAGAACAGGAUGUUGAGGGUCUGGAGGAGCAGGAAGAGAAGGAGAGGGGGCUGCACAUGAAACUAGACCACGAGUUGUCUCUCGAUAGAGAAUCUGAGACGGGGACGGGGACGGGUUCCUCGGAACACGAAGACGGAGAAAGAGAGGGGAGCCCCAAAAUUCUUUCCCCAGUUGCUGUGUCUGUCCCCCUUCCCACGGUUUUGCUGGAUCGUAAGAUAGAAAUGCUCCUAAAAGAAUGGAACAAGAAUCCCGACAUGCUGUUCACCAUCCAUCCUAUUGAUGGCACCUUUCUAGUGUGGCAUGUGAAAUAUUUGGAUGAAUACAACCCUGGAAUCUUUAGACAAGUUCAGGUUUCCUUUUCCUCUCAGAUUCCAGUUGCUUUCCCUUCAGGAGAUGCGAGUUCCCUCAGUAAAAACAUUAUGAUGUACGCCUGCACUACCUCUGCGAAAGAAACCCACAAUGCCCUGCAACAGGAGAACUCCAGCGUUUUCGACGAUGCCUCUGGAUUGAGACCAAGCGGGACCCAGGACGGUUCGAGUGUGAACAUCACUGUCCCCACCGUCAUGAUGGUUUCCAAACACAUCGACGGCUCCUUAAACCAGUGGGCUGUCUCGUUCGCGGACAAAUCCGCUUUCACGAUGGUGCACACCGUCACUCACAAGUUUAGGUAUUGCGGGCAUCGGUUUCAUCUCAACGACCUGGCCUGCCACUCCGUACUCCCCUUGCUGUUAACGUCUUCCCACCACAACGCGCUGUUGACCCCCGAUGCCGAUCAGCCGUGGGACUCGGACGGCCUAAACAAAAUAGUGGACCCCAUGCGUCUCCUCAAAGGCUCGUCCAGGCAGCAGCUCCGAAAUGCGGCCACUCGGACCUUCCACGAUCCAAACGCGAUCUACAGCGAACUGAUUCUGUGGCGGGUAGACCCCAUUGGUCCCCUGUCCUACACCGGAGGAGUGUCAGAGCUGGCUCGUAUUAAUUCCCUGCGUACCUCAGCUUUUUCUAACGUGGCCUGGCUUCCGACUCUGAUUCCCAGCUACUGUCUUGGCACCUACUGUAAUUCCGCUAGCGCUUGCUUCGUGGCCUCGGACGGCAAAAACCUGCGGUUGUACCAAGCUGUGGUGGACGCCCGAAAACUUUUGGAUGAACUAAGUGACCCUGGAUCCUCCAAACUAAUUGGCGAGGUGUUUAAUAUUGUGAGUCAGCAAUCAACAGCUCGGCCAGGGUGCAUUAUCGAAUUAGAUGUCAUCACUGACCAGUGUGGGUCAAACACGCAGUUACUUCAUGUCUUCCAAGAGGACUUCAUUUUGGGAUACAAGCCACAUAAGGAAGAUAUCGAGCUUAAAGAAACAGAGAUAUUUUUCCAGCCGUCUAAAGGUUAUCGCCCACCACCCUUCUCUGAGAAAUUCUAUCUAGUCGUAAUUGAAAAAGAUAGCAGUGGCUGCUCAACGCUUCAUAUGUGGCAUCUUCACCUGAGAUCUGUCCAAGCGUGUGUAGCAAAAUCUACGGAAGUUCAGUCAUCCGAAAACCUGCUAACCAUCCCGGGCCAAAAGACUGUGGAAUCGUCCCCAGAGACGUCACCCAGCGCCGGUCCAAUGCCGCGUUCCUCAUCCGUUGCAAACCUCCAAACAGCUAGUAAACUUAUUCUGAGCUCCAGCCUUGUCUACAGUUACCCGUUGGAUCUUCCUGCUGGUGUAGAAGUUAUACGAGCGACCCCUUCUGCAGGACACCUGAGCUCUUCGUCCAUCUAUCCUGUCUGUCUCGCCCCUUAUUUGCUGGUAACUUCUUGUUCUGAUAAUAAAGUGCGAUUCUGGAGGUGUUCCGUAGAGACGGGGGAGAAAAGCAAAAAUGGAACAACGGAGACCUACCGCUGGAAGAAGUGGCCCCUGAUGAACGACGAAAGAGAUGAAGACAGCAGCACGGUGUCUAUCGUGGGAAGGCCCGUGGCGGUGAGCUGCUCCUACACGGGGCGCUUGGCUGUGGCCUACAAGCAACCCAUUCAGCAUAACGGAUUUCUUUCCAAAGAGUUUUCUAUGCACGUUUGCAUCUUUGAAUGCGAGUCGACCGGAGGAUCCGAGUGGGCGUUGGAGCAGACGAUUCACCUGGACGAUUUGGUGAAAGUGGGGAGCGUCCUCGACGCGAGAGUUAGCGUGGACAGCAAUUUGUUUGUGUACAGUAAAUCGGACAUCUUUCUAAACAAGGACAGGUACCUCAUGCCAAAUAUCAAGCACCUGGUCCACUUGGACUGGGUUUCCAAGGAAGACGGCUCGCACAUCCUUACGGUUGGCGUGGGUGCCAACAUUUUCAUGUACGGGCGCCUUUCGGGAAUCGUGACGGAGCAAACCAGCAGCAAGGAUGGCUUGGCUGUCAUUACCUUACCACUAGGUGGUAGCAUAAAGCAAGGUAUCAAGUCCAAAUGGGUACUGUUGAGAUCAAUUGACCUCGUGUCCUCCGUAGAUGGUACCCCUUCCCUGCCGGUCUCUCUUUCCUGGGUAAGAGAUGGAAUACUGGUCGUGGGGAUGGACUGCGAAAUGCAUGUCUAUGCACAGUGGAAACAUGCCACGAAAUCAGGAGAUGGGGGAAACAACGCCUUUUUGGCCGAAGAUUCGCCCAUGCCCGAUCCGUUGAAAACGAGUCUUCUCUCAAAAAAGGCCAGUAUAAUUGACGGGGCUGGAAUUGUGGACGAUGUCUUUGGCACCCCCACUGUGAUUCAAGAUGGCGGUCUUUUUGAAGCUGCUCACGUCCUUUCUCCCACGCUCCCCCAGUAUCACCCGACGCAGCUGUUGGAACUGAUGGACCUGGGCAAGGUUCGCCGAGCAAAAGCCAUUCUUUCGCAUUUAGUGAAAUGCAUUGCAGGGGAGGUGGCGAUUGUGAAAGAUCCAGAGGCAGGAGAAGGCGGCUCCAAACGGCAUCUUUCUCGCACUAUUAGCGUAAGUGGCAGCACUGCAAAAGAUGCCAUCACUACUGGGAAAGAUGGCACACGGGACUACACGGAGAUAGAUUCUAUUCCUCCCCUGCCUUUGUACGCUCUCCUCUCGGCGGACCAGGAUUCCACGUACAAAACCGAGGAAGUCACCAAAGGGCCCCAAGUCUCUGAGGAUCACAAGAAAAGGAAAGCGGACGACCAGUACUCGGACCUUUUCCAGGUGCAGCAAGUCACGACAGACGACUUCAUUGACUUUGAGCCAGAAAGGAGAGAGAAUAGAUCCAAAGUAAUUAACCUGUCUCAGUAUGGGCCAACUUACUUUGGCAGAGAGCACGCCAGCGUCCUUUCAAGCCAUCUAAUGCACUCUAGUUUGCCAGGACUCACCCGGCUGGAACAGAUGUUCUUGGUCGCGUUGGCAGACACCGUGGCCACAACGAGCACUGAACUUGAUGAGAACAGAGAGAAGCAUUACUCAGGGAGAGACACGCUAGAUGAGUGUGGCUUGCGGUAUUUGUUAGCAAUGCGUUUACAUACGUGUCUCCUGACAUCCCUCCCACCUCUGUACCGUGUUCAGCUACUCCAUCAAGGUGUUUCCACGUGCCACUUUGCCUGGGCCUUUCAUUCCGAGGCCGAGGAAGAGUUGAUCAACAUGAUUCCUGCUAUCCAGCGAGGGGACCCGCAGUGGUCCGAACUUAGAGCCAUGGGCAUCGGCUGGUGGGUCAGAAAUAUUAACACUCUUCGAAGGUGCAUGGAAAAGGUGGCAAAAGCAACAUUCCAAAGGAACAACGAAGCCCUCGACGCUGCCCUCUUCUACCUUGCGAUGAAGAAAAAGGCCGUGGUGUGGGGUCUCUUUCGGUCUCAACGCGAUCAGAAGAUGACAGAGUUCUUCAGCCAUAACUUCAGUGAAGACCGGUGGCGCAGAGCGGCUUUGAAAAACGCUUUUGCUUUGUUGGGGAAACAGCGCUUUGAGCAAUCUGCCGCCUUUUUCUUAUUAGCGGGGUCGUUAAAAGACGCUAUCGAGGUAUGCCUUGAGAAAAUGGAAGACAUCCAGUUAGCUAUGGUUAUUGCUCGUUUGUACGAGUCGGAAUUUGAGAUCUCCUCCACCUACACAGCCAUCCUUUACGAAAAGAUUUUGGGCUGUGAGAAAGACGGGACUGGAUUCAAGUGUACUAAGCUGCACCCCGAUCCUUUCCUGAGAAGCCUCGCUUAUUGGAUCAUGAAGGAGUACCCCCGAGCACUCGACACUUUACUCGAACAGACACCAAAGGAAGACGACGAAAAUCCAGUCAUCAUCAAAUCUUGCAAUCCUGUAGUGUUCAGUUUCUACAACUACCUUCGUACCCAUCCCUUGCUCAUCCGCCGAAAUUUUUGCUCACCUGAGGGGACUUUGGCCCUUGUAGGUUUGCAAACAGAGAAAAGCUUUGUGGAUAAAAUUAAUCUCAUUGAGAGGAAGCUGUUUUUCACCACCGCAAACGCUCACUUUAAAGUGGGGUGUCCCGUCUUGGCUCUUGAAGUCCUUUCCAAACUUCCCCAAAUAAGCCUUAGGGCUAAGCUUUCUGCCAAGGAAGAGGCAGCCAGCCCAAGUCCUGUGGUGCAGAAUGGUGUGAAUGUGGAGCCAAAGGCAUUGAGAGAAGGAAGUGCCGCGGACUGGUCACAGCCACCGGCUGAGUCUGUAUCGCUUAUUGACUGGAGUCAGCCAGCGGUAACAUUUGAGGAUGAACCUUUGAAGCUUGACUGGGGCGAAGACAGAAGCGGUUCGCAGGAAGAUGAGGAGGAGGACGGUUUGCUAAUGAAGGAUUCAAAACCAGAAAAGGACAGCCAAAAGCCCGAUGAGAAAAGCACAGAGGCCGAUCUGAGCCAGGAUGCGGACGGAGAGGAGACGGAAGUUGACGUGAUUGCCGAGCAGCUCAAGUUCCGAGCGUGUCUCAAAAUCCUCAUGACCGAACUGAGAACCUUGGCGACCGGUUACGAAGUCGACGGAGGGAAGCUGCGUUUCCAGCUUUACAACUGGCUGGAGAAAGAAAUCGCGGCCUUGCACGAAAUUUCCAACCACGAGGCCCGUGGCAAAGAGGACGCGGGGGCCCAGAUCAACGGAGACUUGCUCGAGCACGAAGGAGUGGCGGAUAAGCUGGACGUUGGCUCGUACGAGCGGCACCAGAUCGAAAGGCGGAGGCUGCAAGCCAAGCGUGAACAUUCCGAACGGCGAAAGUGGUGGCUGCAGAGGAAUCAGGCACUUCUGAGAGUCUUCCUCAGCUACUGCAGCCUCCACGGAGCACAGGGCGGGGGCCUGGCCUCUGUGAGAAUGGAGCUGAAGUUUUUGUUGCAAGAAUCGCAGCAGGAAACAACUGUCAAGCAACUUCAGUCCCCGCUUCCGCUACCCACGACCCUGCCAUUGCUCUCGGCGAGCAUCGCCUCUACGAAAACAGUCAUCGCCAACCCAGUGCUGUACUUAAACAACCACAUCCACGACGUCCUUCACACGAUCGUGCAGAUGAAAACCCCUCCGCAUCCCAACGUCGAAGAUGUCAAGGUGCACACGCUUUAUUCGUUAGCAGCUUCGCUUUCCGCGUCCAUUUACCAAGCGUUGUGUGAUAGCCACAGCUAUAGCAUUCAAACGGAGACAAAUCAGUUUACAGGGAUGGUUUAUCAAGGACUGUUACUGAGUGACCGCCGCAGAUUGAGGACAGAAAGCAUCGAAGAGCACGUGACGCCGAAUUCAUUACCCGCUCAGUGGCCUGGUGUGAGUUCGCUUAUCAGUCUCCUAAAUACAGCCCAGACUGAGGACCAACCCAGGUUGAACAUCUUGCUGUGUGAAGCUGUCGUGGCCGUUUACUUGAGCCUGCUGAUCCACGCUUUGGCGACUAAUUCGUGUAACGAAUUGUUUCGGCUGGCAGCCCAUCCCCUGAACGGUCGCAUGUGGGCUGCCGUGUUUGGAGGAGGGGCGAAGCUGGUUGUCAAGCCGAGAAGGCAGUCCGAAAAUAUUCCAGAUAAACCCCCGUGUUUACCCACCAACGCAGAAAAUGUAACAUCCUUUACAAAACCGCAGUUGACGCAACAAACAACUUUGUCAAGUAGCAAUGAAAUUGCAGCUGGCUGCAGCCCAAAGCGUCUAGGCCAAAAGGACGCUGAUCCAGUUUCUGAUGAAACAAAGGACAUUAUCGAAGCACCUCCAGUGCCUUCCGAAGAAAUGGAUAAGCAUCGCCGUAGAUUCAACAUGAGGAUGCUGGUGCCGGGGAGACCGGUGAAAGACAGUGCGGUUCCUCCACCUGUGCCUGCAGAAAGACCCUCCUACAAAGAAAAAUUCAUCCCACCAGAGCUCAGUAUGCUGGACUAUUUUGUUGCCAAGCCAUUCCUUCCUUUAUCCGACAGUGGGGUGAUCUAUGAUUCCGACGAAAGCAUUCAUAGCGAAGAUGAGGAUGAUGACGCCUUCCUCUCGGAUACGCAGAUCCUGGAACAUAAGGAUCCCAAUUCGUACAGCUGGGCUCUUAUCCAUUUGGCAAUGGUAAAAUUAGGACUGAACAGCGUUAAGACGUUUUUCCCCAUUACUGGUUUAGAAAUAUCUGAUCUUCCAGUCAAGUCACCCCUGGGAAUUGCCGUGAUUAAAAACCUGGAGAACUGGGAGCAGAUCCUACAGGAAAGAAUCGACCAGUUUGAAGGCCCGCCGCCAAAUUACAUCUGUACUUAUUUUCCUGAGCUUGGAACGGGCGCUGGAGCAGCUGCUGCCCGUAUGAAAGCGAUGCUUGACCCCGAGAACACGCCAUUCAAAUCCAAAGAUUAUUCCGCGCUGCCAGCGAAGAGGCUGUGGCAUUUUCUGGUAAAGCAAGAACUAUUGCAGGACACUUUCCUCCAUUACACGUUUGCCAAGAAGCGGAAACAAAGCGAGUCUGUAGACGCCCGUGAGGAGCAGGUCGCUCAAAACUCCGUAGCAGAGGAUGAAAAAAUCCAGGUGGAGGCGGAGCUUGGCUACCCAGGCGGGAAAGCAAAAAUCAUCCACAAGGAGUCGGACAUGAUCAUGGCGUUUGCCAUCAAUAAGGCCAACAUAAACGAGAUAGUUUUAGCUUCUACGCAUGACGUUCAAGAACUCGACGUGUCAGCGCUGUUGGCUGCCCAGUCGUACAUAUGGAUCGGGGAAGAAUAUGACCGAGAAUCAAAAAGUUCCGAUGAUGUCGACUUCCGCGGUUCCACCACCACUCUCACUCAGAGCACAGCAUCCUUUGGCAUGGCUCAGAUGCAGCCGCCGCCUCCUGUGUCAACUUCCUCUAUGCCGUGGUUGGGCAGUGGGCAGACCAGCACCGGAGCAGGUGUGAUGUAG
Messenger RNA from Sphaerodactylus townsendi, 8706 nucleotides. It is a transcript of the gene DMXL2, whose product is annotated as Dmx like 2. Gene Ontology annotation, molecular function: protein binding. Gene Ontology annotation, cellular component: RAVE complex. The transcript is spliced from 40 exons. The record is from RefSeq and is a predicted model, not a curated record. Lineage: Eukaryota; Metazoa; Chordata; Lepidosauria; Squamata; Sphaerodactylidae. Bases 181 to 8706 code for a protein of 2841 amino acids. Gene Ontology annotation, biological process: vacuolar acidification.